AUGAGAAAGGACGAUCAGAAAGCAAGCGAUAACGAAAAUUGUGAUGUCAAUUGGAAUAGGAUAUCCGAGGCAUGCAAAUCUAGAUUUGAGCAAUACUUGGAAUUUACCAAGCAGUUCUUUGCACAACGUAAUAGCAAUGUGCCUAUAAGCUGCCGACAACAAGUAGAAGACAUAUUCCAAUUCCUUUUGAGGGUCUGUUCUGAUGGAUGGAGUCUCGAGGUUUCAGGUGAAGAGUCGAAGGCCUUGAAGCUGGCGAGAUUGCAGGCAUUGAGAGCAGGAGGAGAAGAGAGCGACUUUGAGCGCUUCGUUGCAAAUGAUACGAAUCUUGAUUGUAUAAAUUUGGACCUCGCCAAGGAUUUGAUUUCAAAGAAUUGCAUGAACCCUGCUUUGAACAUCAUAUUUGCUCUCGCUGUUCCUGUUGAUACUUUUUCUGAAACUGGCAAGAAGGGUUCAAGAAACUGGAUGUCAAAUGUACAGUUCAAUGACAUCUGGUCAAAAAUCUGGAAUAUAGACCUUUCAUCUGGCAUGAAGUUUGCUUUGAGAAGUGCGAUUGGUGACAAAUUGCUCUUCAAGCCCAAUCUAGAAAAAAUGGAUCCUGUUUUCAGUCUCCGUUGUGAAUUGCUGAGAAAACAAUUACAGAAGUGUGUAAGCGAUCCAGUGACAGCGAAUUCAGUUACUGGCAACAAUUAUGUUCCUUGCCUUGCGAUUAUUCCCAACACAGCUACCGAUGAAAUUCUGGAGAGGGAACACAUCUAUGGAAAUUCAUCAGUCGAUAAGCUUUGGGUGAUCGACGUUUGCAUCCAUGCGUUUGCAAGGCUACAUGGCAGAAAGGAUGUGAAUCCAAACCUCUGUGAUGAAGCGGAGCGCAUGGCGGCAAACUUGCACUCUCAAGGAAAUGCCCUCGCGCUCAUCUCACUUCUCUGUGCUCUGAGCCCGAAGAAGUACGAGUCAUCCCACAAAGUGUUUUUCCGUCGUCGGAAUAUAUUGUCCGAUGUCCUCAAUUUAGCAGAGUCGAGGGAUCAGCAGUCGAAAGCAGAGGUCGCCCCGUCACUUGGUGGAGGCACCACUACUCCGUUCCUUGAGGUGUUGAUGUGGGCAGGACCAGGAGGACUAGAUGCUGGUAUGGGGGAGGAUGUGUUUUAUGGCUCGAGCAAGUGGUCCGUCGGAGAGGGCAAGGGAGCCAUGAUGCUAACCAAAGCUCUUGAUGAGGAGACUCUGACAGAACUUGUGGAGGAUGACUUCAAAGGAGUUGCAUCUUCCGUCCUCUCUCUCGUACGAUUCUGCGUUCGUCAAGCCCGUGAAGGAGAUUUUUCCGCUUCUAUUCGUCAUGCGAAUCACAUUAUGACGAAACUCAAGGAGAUGAAGGAGAGCAAGUCUCCUGCGUUCAAUCAAAUCAAGCAUAAUCAUAGGUUUUGGAGUGUGAUGUUCAGGCUUGUUCCUGUCGCGAUCAUCCAGGAAGAAAAGGAGCUGGUAGAGACUUUAGUCUUGUGGUGUUUCAAGCAUUCCCCUUCCACAUCCUCGUGUAUUGCUUUUCUCCAUUACUCGAGCCUGGAAAAGAUUCAAUUUGUGCGGAAAUUCAUCCAGGGGAAAGACUGUCAUUCAAAGGAGUACCCUCUGCUCUUUGGUUGUUCAGCUCUUAUGGAAAGCAGAGGUACAGCUGAAGAGCAGCUGAAAUCAGCCUGCAAAAGGCUGCCGCUCAAGCAGAUCAUCUUGGAGCUCAGGUCGCUCAUCCUGGUCCUUGGGCCGCAGGCCUUGGAGGGCUGUCGAGGUGAGGGUGAUGCGGAGGUACAGACCUCCUUCCUGGGAUCGUGUCUGUGCAUCCUCGUGGAGAACUUCAAGCACAGCAAAUUCUUAGACACAGAACAACAAGUUCUGGAACUUCUCAAGGUCGGGGCCAUGGUAGAACCUGGUUGCAUUCAGCCAUUGCUCGAAAAGCAAGUCAACGACGUUUGCAUGAAGGUGCAUCGUGCGUUGGAGUCAGGCAAGAGCGGGCCAAGAGAUCUCAAGGAUGGCUUUGCAAGUUGGCUCGAAAGGCUGAAAGAUGUCUUCCAUACUCGCCCGGCUGUUGCGAGCGAUGUGGUUCAAGAUCUCUGGCUCAGAGCUUCUCGUCGGUUUUCAUUGCCAGGAGGUUCGGGACAGGACCUAGAAUUUGCAGCCGCCAAGCAGGCCAAGACCAGCAUCCGCAUCCGAGGACCCUCUCUGAGCUCUGAGUGGGAGCAUGUCGUGGGCGUCAUAAAGAUCAAAGUUGGCAAGAGGGCAAAUCUCGUGCGAGACCUGAGAGGUAUGGGCUUGCUGUAG
Molecule: messenger RNA, 2298 nt
Organism: Guillardia theta CCMP2712
Lineage: Eukaryota; Cryptophyceae; Pyrenomonadales; Geminigeraceae
Exons: 3
Coding region: 1-2298 (765 amino acids)
Source: RefSeq, a predicted model, not a curated record